ACUUAAAAUUGUCGGGAUCUGACCUCCAUUUAUAGUAAUGUGAUACCGUUUGGCCGUCUCUGCAGUGUAAAGCCGCAGCCUAAAGUUUGCGGAAAAAGGGGAAACGGUGUGGGCAGCGAACUUGAAAGAUCUUUUCAGGCUCGGCUGGGAACUGAUGCAGUUCCUCCUGCAGAAAAAGUCAAAUUCAGUAAGAGCAUAAACAUAUUCGAGGAAAAAUAAAUGGUGGUUCAACUGUUUCGCUUGUCCCUUUCGAGAGGAAAUAAUCUAGACGUGGAACUAAAGCGAUGGAAUACCAGACCUUGAGAAGUCAGCGACACGGCUGCUGCGCUCCUUUAGUCCUUAUGGUGUCGGUGAUCAGUGUAUUUUUCGCGGGGAUGCAAGAAACUGCAGCAUUUACCACUUGGACCAUGGAGGAAGAAGCUGAGCCCACCGGCGUGUUGAUGAUCGGGAUCGGUAAAAACCUGCAUUCCCGGGUGCUGAAGCUCUCCAGGAACAAGCGCUACACCCUCACCCCAGAAAAGCUCAAGUGGGACAAAUUCAAGCUGACAUACAAGCUGCUGUCAUUUCCGAAGAACUUAAUGAACGCUAGCGAUACACGGAAAGCCUUUGCCAAGGCCUUCAUCAUGUGGAGUGACGUCUCGCCCUUCAGCUUCCGGGAGGUCCCUGCCGGCGAGGAAGCUGACAUCAAGAUAGGCUUUUACCCCAUUAACCACACCGACUGCCUGCAGUCCUACCUGCACCACUGCUUCGACGGCAUCACUGGAGAGCUGGCCCACGCAUUCUUCCCUCCCAAUGGGGAGAUACACUUCGACGAUGAUGAGUACUGGAUUCUGGGAAACAUGCGGUUCAGCUGGAAGAAAGGGGUGUGGCUGACAGACCUGGUCCACGUGGCGGCUCACGAGAUCGGUCACGUCCUGGGCCUGAUGCACUCUCUGAACCCAAACGCCAUCAUGCACUUGAAUGCCACACUGACGGGACGAAAGCUCAUCACGCAGGACGAGGUGUGGGGCCUGCAUAGACUCUAUGGAUGUUUAGACAGACUGUUCAUUUGCUCUGCUUGGGCACGGAAGGGCUAUUGUGAAAGCAAGCGGAAGCUCAUGCAGAAGCACUGCCCUUCCAGCUGUGAUUUCUGUUACGAGUUCCCCUUCCCCACAGUGGCUCCCACCCCCGUACCCCCCCGGACCAAACACAAGCUGGUGGCAGAGGGGAGGAAGCUCACCUUUCGCUGCGGGAAGAAAAUCGCCGCAAAGAAAGGCAAAGUUUACUGGUACAAAGACGGGGAGCUCCUGCAGUUCUCCCACCCAGGCUACAUCUCCCUCAAGGACGACCACAUCAGCAUCGUGGCCAACGCCAUCAACGAGGGCCUCUACACCUGUGUUGUGAGGAAGAAGAACAAGGUGCUGACUAACUACUCCUGGAGGCUACGGGUACGCUUCUGAAGAGCCCCCGACACCCCCCCACAGAGACAUGGAAGCACCUGGACCCUGAGAGCAGACGGACAGCGCACACCUGGGCAGCAAAAUCAAAAUAAAAGAGUCAUAACUUUUA
This is a messenger RNA of Paramormyrops kingsleyae, 1548 nucleotides long. RefSeq names its product matrix metallopeptidase 23ba (gene mmp23ba). Gene Ontology annotation, biological process: proteolysis; collagen catabolic process; extracellular matrix organization. Gene Ontology annotation, cellular component: extracellular matrix. Gene Ontology annotation, molecular function: metalloendopeptidase activity; zinc ion binding. NCBI's taxonomy places the organism in Eukaryota, Metazoa, Chordata, Actinopteri, Osteoglossiformes, Mormyridae. The record is from RefSeq and is a predicted model, not a curated record.